AAUACACCUUUCACCAGGGAGAGAUCAGGCCAGUGAAGUGGCAUGAUGAUGGGGACCGACGUGUGCUCUUCACGGAUACUGUCUCUGCCUCGGUACGAGAGCGGCGACGAGGAGCUCACGGUGAUUCCCCGGCACACCAAGGUCAUCGUCACUGGUAACAACCGGACAAAGUCCGUGUUGGUUGGCCUAGAGGGUGUUGUCAAGAAGGCUGUUGGUCUUGGAGGCUGGCACUGGCUGGUUCUGAAGAAUGGCAUGGAGGUGAAGUUGCAGAGGAAUGCUCUGACUGUCUUGGAAGCUCCAACUGGUUUCGAAGACGACGAUGAAAUCGAUGGCAACAAUUCAUUCUGCAGCAGCUUCGACAUGGGAGAGAAAGACAUGAACUAUUCAAGCAUAGAGUACCAGAAACCGACAAAGUCACGGGUUCGGCACACAAGGCCAUGGUCUUCCAGUACGACUUCCAGCAGCCGAGGCAACUUCCACUCGAGUUCCAAGCUGCGAGCGAGAGUAAAUCUGACAAAGCUUGGAACGCCCACACUAUGGAGAUACUGGAACCACUUCAAUCUUGUAAACGUGAACGCCAGCCCAUCAGAGGAGCAGCUCUUCCAUGGAGUCCAGCAACAUUUCCAGUCUCAGCAAUUGGAUGAGUUGCAGGUGAUCCUGGGGUUCAUCCAGACGGCGAAGAGGCUCAAGACCCUGUACAACUCCUAGCAAUGCCUCAGAUGCAAGCACCAGUGGUGGGUGUCUGUUGUUAGUAGAGUGGUUCUCAAGAGCUUAGAUGCAUGUGCUUAAGUAAGUUAAUCUUAGUCUUGAGAGAGGUGAACAGAACAGAGAGGGAUUUGUAUCUAGCUGGUGCAUUUGAUCAGUACAAAUUCUCUAAUUUGUCAUCUUAAUCUUACCCCUGUAAUGAGAGAAGUUGAUGGUGUAACCCCUUGUUGUGAACUGACCACCGAUCUCGGUUAUUUGGAGAUAAUAUAAUGUGAAGCUAUGGAUGACUGAAUUAUUGGUCAACAUUACACACA
Messenger RNA from Lolium rigidum, 1019 nucleotides. RefSeq lists its product as uncharacterized. Gene Ontology annotation, molecular function: protein binding; transcription coregulator activity. The transcript is spliced from 6 exons. Gene Ontology annotation, biological process: regulation of DNA-templated transcription. Gene Ontology annotation, cellular component: histone deacetylase complex. Lineage: Eukaryota; Viridiplantae; Streptophyta; Magnoliopsida; Poales; Poaceae. Bases 43 to 708 code for a protein of 221 amino acids. The record is from RefSeq and is a predicted model, not a curated record.